Achroia grisella is the source of this 1176-nucleotide messenger RNA. RefSeq lists its product as uncharacterized. The coding region runs from base 1 to 1176 and encodes 391 amino acids. The transcript has 3 exons. The record is from RefSeq and is a predicted model, not a curated record. Lineage: Eukaryota; Metazoa; Arthropoda; Insecta; Lepidoptera; Pyralidae.
AUGUCGACGGAGAAAUUAGAUUCAUUACUCAAAGAUAUUGUUAAAGAACAAAAUUUUGUAAAACCUAAAGUGACUAUCAAUCCAAUAUCCAGUGAUGGAGCUAACUAUUCAUCAUCCUUGUACACGAUCACUGUCACUGAAUCUGGUAAGGAAGAUCUUCAUCUAUUCGCUAAAAUUCUCCUCAUUAAACAAGAUAUACCUCUACCAAUAGACAUGGUCGACAUUGAACAAUUAUUUUACCGUGAACUACUUAAGAAAUAUGAAGACAUACAGAAUGCACAUAAUGUACCAUCUACAAAGAGGUUGGUAGUGCCAAAAUUCUAUGGUUGCAAUCCGUUUGAACCGUACGCAGAAACUAUAGUUCUUGAAAAUUUAGCAGCAAAAGGUUACACCACGUAUGAUAGAUUUAAACCUAUAGAUUGGGAUUAUGCCACAAAAGCAAUAGACUCGCUAGCUAAGUUCCAUGCUCUUUCUGUGGCAUACAGCGAAGAAUAUCCAGAAGAAUUUAAACAGCUUGCUGAAAAAAUCAAAGGAACUUCUGAUAUGAUGACUGGCAUAAUACAACAUAUGUACCAACAGCGUAUAGACACUACUUUAUCUGUGACAUCAGAGAAACAUAAGAAUAAACUGAAAAAAUAUCUAGAAACUGAAGUAAGAAUAGAAUCCAUGUUCAAAACUAAAUUGCAGGGACCUUUUCUGUGCCAUGGAGACUAUAGAGCAAGUAAUUUAAUGCAUAAAGUUAAUGAGGACGGCUCUCUAGAAGUGAUACCCAUAGAUUUUCAAACUAUCAAAGUUGGUUCUCCUCUUGUUGAUCUAUUCUACUUGAUCUUCACGGGAACUGACAAGAAGUUUCGACGCCAGCACUUCCAAGAUCUUACAGACUACUAUUACCAAGAAUUGAGUAAUGCUUUGCGAUCUUUCAACCUUGAUCCUGAUGUUAUUUAUCCGAAGAGAGCCUUUGAUCUUGAACUGAAAGAGCAUUUACCAUACGCCCUUGUAACUGCAAUCUACACACUUCCCAUCAUCACCGUGGAAUCACAAGAUGCACCGACGGUAGGUUUCGAAAAUGGUGUUGAAGGUUUUGAUGGAUUUCUCAAAGCCAAGACCGGCUCGCUGUACCCGGAGAGAAUGAACGGCGUCAUUAACGACUUCUUCAGAUGGGGCAUCAUCGAAUAG